AUGGGAGGGGAUGAAGUAGGGGAAGGCAGAGCAGUGUGGUGCAGAGGCUGUGGGAGCAUCGGCGUGUCCUGGCUGGACGUCACUGAGGUGGCACGUGCCACACGCCCUUCCUGUGGCGGGGUAGGACACGGGGGGCCAGGGAGUGAACCCCUCAGAUGCGUUGCUCAUCCUGAGGGUAAUGGGGUGUGCGGCAAGAAUGGUGAAAUAACUGGCACGUUACUCAGGGGAACUCCCGUGAGCCGAAUAGGAAGGCGCGAGGACACGUUCAGGAGGGACAAGGGGGUGCGUGUCACCCGCCAGGGGGUGGGAGCCCCCAGGCCAUACUCAGAGCGGAAAAGCCCCCGGACAGCUGCGACAGCGGCAUCCUCCAGAAACGACCCCAACAGCCCCGUCAGGGCCGAGCGGGGACCCUCCGAGGAGCCGCCGCCGGCCGAGGCCCGGGAGCUUCCCCGGGAAGAUGCCGCCCCUGCUACCCCCGCCCGCCGGGCCCGGGGCAGCGAGAGCACGGAGGGGCUGGGGGGCCUGUCCCCCGGCGAGCUGACGGCCAUCCAGUGCAAGAACAUCCCCGAUUACCUCAACGACAGGACGGUGCUGGAGAAGCACUUCGGCCAGUUCGUCAAAGUCCGACGGAUCAUGACCAGGCGCAAUAAAAAAACGGCCGUUCUCCACUUUUUUGAUCAUGCCUCUGCAGCUCUUGCCAGAAAAAAAGCGAAAGAGUUGCACAAAGACAUAGUAACGUUUUGGCAAAAGAAGAAAACGAGUCCAGCAAAAAGAGAAUUUUCACCCAAGGAGAAGAAAGCAGGUGAAGAUGAAGGAAGGCAAAGCAGUGAAGAGCAAAACUAUCAGCAUUCCUCUCUUCAGAAGCCUUUAAUGAGAUCCUCUGCCAGCAGUGUCAUGCCUGGUAAAAGUUCUCCAGCAAAGAAGCCUGGUCUUCGAACAACACUGCAGCAUGCAGCAGAUCUGUUUGAUUCUAGUUCUGAAGGGCAGAGCUCAGAGGCCUUGUCAUCUCUCAGUAACCUGGUAGGAUUAGUGGCUGAGACAUCUGAAGAAAGAUACCGUCUUUUGGACCAGAGGGACAAAAUCAUGCGACAAGCUCGAAUAAAAAGGACUGAUCUUGGCAAAGCAAAAACUGUUGUUGGCACUUGCCCCGACAUGUGUCCUGAAAAGGAGCGCUACAUGAGGGAGACGAGAAACCAGCUCAGUAUCUUUGAAUUACUUCUAGGAUCUGACAAGGUAGAUCAUGGAGCAGCAAUCAAAGAAUAUAGUAGGUCUUCAGCAGAUCAGGAGGAACCUUUGCCCCAUGAAUUGAGACCCUCUGAGGUGUUGAGCAUGACCAUGGACUAUUUAGUGACAAACAUUAUGGACCAAGGAGAAGGAAACUACCGAGAGUGGUAUGACUUUGUCUGGAACAGAACUCGUGGAAUAAGAAAGGAUAUAACCCAGCAACAUCUCUGCAACCCUCUGAUGGUGUCUCUGAUUGAGAAGUGCACUCGCUUUCACAUCCACUGUGCUCACCACUUGUGUGAAGAGCCCAUGUCCUCCUUUGAUGCCAAAAUCAACAAUGAGAACAUGACUAAAUGCCUGCAGAGCUUGAAGGAGAUGUAUCAGGACCUGGCUAACAAGGGGAUUUACUGCAAGAGUGAAGCAGAGUUCAGAGGUUAUAAUGUCUUGCUGAAUCUCAACAAGGGUGAUAUUCUCAGAGAAGUACAACAGUUUCAUCCAGAGGUUAGAAACUCUCCUGAAGUUAGAUUUGCAGUUCAAGCUUUUGCUGCUUUAAACAGCAACAACUUUGUGAGGUUCUUCAAGUUAGUGCAAGCCGCUUCCUAUCUGAAUGCUUGUCUCCUACACUGCUAUUUCAGCCAGAUUCGUAAAGAUGCUCUCAAAUCUCUCAAUAUUGCCUACACUGUGAGCACCCAAAGAUGUACAGUGUUUCCCUUGGAUCACCUGGUCCGUAUGCUAUUGUUCAAAGAUUGUGAGGAAGCAACCAAUUUUAUCAGUUAUUAUGGCCUGAGUGUAUCUGAUGGCGCUUACGUGGAGCUGAAUCGCUCGGCUUUCUUGGAGCCAGACGGGUUACUCAAACCACGUAAGUCGGUGUUUGUCAGCCAGAAGCUAACUGUCUCUGUUGGAGAAGUUGUAAAUGGUGGGCCGUUGCCCUCGGUGCCUCACCAUGUGCCUGUGUCCAGCUUCAACGGACAGAAUAAGUAUAUCGGCGGAAGCACCCCUGUGGAUCAAGCUAGUAGUAGCCAAAAAUCCAGAGUGGAAGCAACAGAAGGAAGAGGGGAAAGCAGAGGUUUGGAUUUAGAUGCUGCAGCAGUGAGAGUCCAGCCUGCAGCUCAUCUUCUGCCCUCACUGUUACCUUGUCAGCUCGUGCCAGUGCUGCCUCCUGUGCAGACAAUCUCCCAACCUGCUGGUCAACCUGAGCCCCUCUCUUCAAAGCCUCAGCCUGCCUACACAGACACAGACAUUGAUGAAGUGGUGGAUGAGCUCGUGCACGAUGUCCUCAAAGGAGAGUGCAGAGAAGUUGCCAGAGCAGGAGUGACUUACAUGACUGCUGCCAUCUGCACCUCAGAGGCCACCGUGGAGGAACUUGUGACUGAAGUGAUGGGGGAGAUCCUCAGACAAGUGUCUGGGAGUGUGCUUAGCACAGAAAGGGAGCGUGUCAAAGAGGAGAGGCGCAGAGUGGAGGAAGAGAGGCAAAAGCAAGAAAGAGAACAGUUAGUAAAGCAGCUGAGCCAGUUGGUGGGUAUGGAGUUAAUGGAAGAAGUAAUAAAGGAGAGUGUUCAAGAAGCUUCAGCCAGUGAGUUAAAAUGUGCCUUGGAAAGAGACCGUCAAGCUCGUAUUGCCCGGUGUUCAGAAGAAGUUUGUGGUCAUGUCAUGGACCUCUUUCUGGAGGAUGAGAUUUUUCAGAUUGCUAAGGAAACCCUUCAGGAGCUCCAGUGUUUCUGCAAGUACUUGCAACGGUGGAGGGAGGCAGUGGCAGCUCGAACAAAGUUAAGACGUCAAAUGAGGGCAUUUCCAGCUGCUCCCUAUUGUGCAGAUCCAAAAAAUAAACUGAAAGCACUGUCCCCCAGUGCUGAGUGCCCUAUAACCAUGGAGAACUUGUCCAGGAGAAUUGUAAACCUGGGGAAUGGAGGAAAGCUGGGAGUCUCUUGCACUAGGUUGAAUUGGCUGAGAAACAAGACAGUGCAUGACAUCAAAGUUCAGCACUUCUACCAGCAAUUGUUAAGUGAGUUUGCUUGGAUUCCCCUGGAUCUUGUCUCAUUAAUCACUGAACAUACUCCAGUUCAACAAGAACAGGUUUUUUGGAAGGUGCUGUUGGUUUUGCCAAAUGAUGAUGAAUAUGUGGAGGAUGAUCCCAACAGGGUACUGUUGGAUUGGUUAAAAGCCAAAUUUAUGGGAGACAAAAACUGGAAGAAAAACACUUCACAUACAGAAGGCAGAAUUCAAACGCUGACAUUAUUUAAUUCUUCUGGCAUGCAAGGCAGCAGAAGCAUCAAAAUCAGUGUGUGUAUAAAGGUGGCACAUGGUGUGCUCUCUGACUCUGAGCUUGAUAUGGCUGAGAUGCAAAAAGACUUGCUUGGAACAAGUGGUCUCAUUCUUCUCCUGCCCCCUCGAGUUAAGAGUGAAGAUGUUGCAGAUGAUGAUGUUUAUUGGCUUUCAGCUUUGCUACAGUUGAAACAGUUGCUCCAGGCCAAACCUUUCCACCCAAUAGUUCCCUUGGUGGUUCUAGUCCCCAGUCAGGAAGAGGAGGCCACAGAGAAAGAAGUAGAAGAAGGUUUGAUGCUGCAGGACUUGAUUUCAGCCCAGCUUAUUUCAGACUACACCAUUGUUGAGCUCCCAGUUUCUAUCAAUGACUUAGAAGGCACCAGAAGGAUCUCUGCGGCUGUUGGCUGGCUGGUAUCCCAGUGCCCUGACUCCCUUGAGCUCUGCAGUCAGACCCUUCGGGAGUAUGUCGAGGAUGGGAUUGAUGGUGAAUUUGGCAAGCGCUUCUACCAUGACUGGAAGGAGAGGCGGUUAGCUGGUCUAUCAUCUCAGGAGCCUGGGAUCAUCAUAGAGCUGUACAACAGUGUGCUGCAGUUUCUUUCAGAUGUGGCAUCAUCAGAGCACCUUUGUGAUUUGUCUUGGCCUGUUACUGAGUUUUCAGAGCCUGGGGGUAACAAGCUGUUGCCCCACCUGCACUGGAACAUGCCUGAUCACCUGGCCUGGCUGAAGAAGGCUGUGCUAUCUUUCCAGAUCCCGUACCUAGAUCUGCCUCCGUUAGGUGCUCCCUGGCGUCCUGUUUGCCACAUGAUUUUUCAGUAUGUGUCUCAGAUUGCUAGUUCUUCCCAUACUCAACCACUGAUCCAGUCUCAGGUGGAGAAUCUGCUGAGCAAAACUUACCAGAAAUGGAAAAACAGGACAUCUGGGAACUCUGAUGAAGAAGGACCUUCUGUUGAUGAGAUCCCUUGGGAUGAUAUUUUGGCAGUCUGCAUUGAUCAUAAACUGAGAGACUGGAAACCACCCAAACUGCCUAUUACUCCAGAAGCAGUAAGUGAAGAUGGUCAGGUUCGUGUGUACUUCUUCAGGGAGCAUUUAAAGAACUUCACUCUCCCAUUUUCUUGGGAGCAAGCCAGACUGCGCACACAGGAGGAGAUCCGGCAAGGGCAUGAGAGGUCAAGGGUAAAAUCUUCCAACUCUUUUAAGAAGCCCUAUAGCGUCUCCAUGAUGCCAGGUCAAUAUGGUUCUGGCAUGAGCAUGCUGUCAGGUCAAGAAAAGAGCAUUCCCAGUACAGAUGAAUUCACAGAAUUCACAGGCACAGCCUCAGCUCAGGAGCUUCUCCCAGAGCGUCUGUUGGCACAGUUGCAGCUAGAGAAAAUGGAAAGCAGGAGGUUUGAAGAACAGUUGCACCAGUGUCUAGCUGAGAACAUUGAGCCCCUUGGUGAUUUUGUAGGUCUUCCUCUCUACCUCCCCCAGUCUCUGGUCUCCACCCCAGCUGUCACCUGUCCACUGAUGAAGAGUCCUGCAUCAUCUGCUCAAGAGGGUGGGAGUCAAGAGGAAUGCAAGCUUUUGGCGGAGGAGCUAAGCCCCAUGCUGUCGGACAGACUGAAACACUUGCAAUGGCUCCUCAAAGCAACCAAGGAGGGUGAAGUUGCCUCUGAGCUCCAUCUGUCUGCUCUGGUGGACAUGGUGGAUAUUUGAGUGGAGCUGAGAUACAUGUGCAGACCAAGACACUUGCCAAAGAAACCCAGGUCUGCCUGAUUUGAACAGAUAAGGUCCUGGGGAGCAUUCCAGAAAAAGCAGGUGUACUGGGAGAACAGAGCACAUGUGGGGCCUGAGCCCUCAUAGCAUGGCUGCCUUGGGCUCACUGUGUCCCUUUGAUUCACAACUAAACUCUGGUUGGUCUGGGACUCCCUCCUUUUCUGCUUCUCAGAUACAGAGAUGAGACAGAUCCUUUUUUUGGAAGGCCUUACAUUGACACUUAAUGGUGAUUUAAAUUUUUU
Athene cunicularia (burrowing owl) is the source of this 5480-nucleotide messenger RNA. It is a transcript of the gene MCM3AP, whose product is annotated as minichromosome maintenance complex component 3 associated protein. Gene Ontology annotation, cellular component: transcription export complex 2; cytoplasm; nucleus. The coding region runs from base 1 to 5178 and encodes 1725 amino acids. The transcript is spliced from 29 exons. The record is from RefSeq and is a predicted model, not a curated record. Gene Ontology annotation, biological process: mRNA export from nucleus. Lineage: Eukaryota; Metazoa; Chordata; Aves; Strigiformes; Strigidae. Gene Ontology annotation, molecular function: nucleic acid binding.